This is a messenger RNA of Daldinia loculata, 1201 nucleotides long. RefSeq lists its product as uncharacterized. The transcript is spliced from 2 exons. Bases 413 to 901 code for a protein of 162 amino acids. NCBI's taxonomy places the organism in Eukaryota, Fungi, Ascomycota, Sordariomycetes, Xylariales, Hypoxylaceae. The record is from RefSeq and is a predicted model, not a curated record.
GGCGGAUACGCGCAGGAAACUGCUGGGCGGUAUCUUGCAGAAGGAGCGUACAACUGUAGCGAAUCGUUCGCCUAAUUGAGUCAUGAUUUGCAACAUGACUUACACAUCUAGCCGUGUCCUACUUCCUUAAAUUCGUACUCGGCUCUCUCGGUAAUCUGUGAAGGGACGAAAAAUACAAACACAGGUACGUAAUGAAUAGAUGCACAGUGAUAUCCUGGUAGGGGAAACGCCGCCCCAAGCUGAUGUAGGAUUCGACUUAAAACAAGGUAGGUACUUGCGUGUUGGAUCCACGAAUUUCUGAAGAUCGGGAACCGUCUACUAAGAUUCCUCGAUAACAAAACUCGGCACAACCCCGAGAUAUUUCACGGCUUCAUAACCUCACAUCAUCCAAUUCACUUUUAUAAAUCAUAAAAUGUACGCUGUUGCGCUUUUAGGCCUUUUGGCUGUGCCGGCCACUUCGAAGGCCUUGAAAUACGCCAUCCCUGUGAGCCUUAAAGCCACUGACUGCACGUUCCCGGCCAACUAUACCGUCUCCAACUUCACCAUCUACACGGAUAGAACAGACAGUAGUAAAAAUAGUACUUCGUUCCUUUUCGAUGAUCCGAGAACUGGGAUCAAUACCAGCUGCAGUCGCAAUUCAACCUCGAAGCUUAGCGGUUCUAACCGAUGGCCCUGCGAUGACUCGAACGUUGCAUUUAUUUACCAGACAACUGGUAUCGCAGGCCUAACCUUGAUUGAGGCGGCAUGUCCUGGAAAUGUUCCUCAGUUCGAAGCCUCUGGUCUCAUCAGGCCAGACCUGGCUUGCACAAAUUCCACAUCGGGAACCACCUGUGUGGCUAAGCAAUCUCCGAUUGUAGGAGAUUUCGACAGUCUCGAACCCGCACCACCGCCUUCUCGCUGAGCGUUGGUAAAAGACGAUAGGAAACAACGGGAAGUUGGCAUUGCCUAAGACACGUAAUUAUCAUACAAGCUCUCCAUGGGAUUCGAAUAGAUGACUAUCCACAAGCAAGAUGGGCGAGACGUUGUGUUUGCUUAAUCGGACAUUCCUACAUCAGAUGGUGUUAGAGCUAGAUAAAAAGCCACUUCAUCAAUAGUUAUUAUUAAUUGCUUAAUUGAGGCUCAAUCAAGAUUCUUACUACUUGUGGUAGCUUAAUGCUUAAUUACUUAGCAUGCGAAGGCAUGUUAGGUGUUGUGUUAGAGC